Penicillium olsonii is the source of this 1410-nucleotide messenger RNA. NCBI's taxonomy places the organism in Eukaryota, Fungi, Ascomycota, Eurotiomycetes, Eurotiales, Aspergillaceae. The record is from the annotation of a GenBank genome assembly.
AUGGCUGAUGAGACAGCUGUUGCCGACGAGGCUCCGAUCACCUUCACUGUCAAAUCAUCAACAGAUGCCAAAUAUACCUUGACACUCCCACUCACCACUUUGGUUUCAGACCUUAAACAGAAGCUUGCCAGUUCCGAAUAUGCCGACACCCCCGCAGAACGUCAACGAUUGAUCUACUCGGGUAGAGUAUUGAAGGACACCGAGACCCUGAAUGCCUACAAGAUCAAGGAUGGCCACACCAUCCAUCUUGUCAAGAGUGCUGCGAGCAAUGCCCGCCAGACCACAGCUGCUCAGCCCAGCCCCGCUGGUGCCACCACUGGCGCAACACCAACCCCUGCUGCGGCUGGUGUCCCAACCAAUCUUGCUGCUGGGACUGGUAACAAUCCUCUUGCGGGGUUGACCGGUGCGAGAUAUGCCGGAUUUGCUCAGCUCCCCGGCGCUGGACUAUUCGGCCCUGAUGGUGGGAUGGGCCCUCCUCCCGAUGCCGACUCAAUGCUCAAUAUGCUUGAGAAUCCCCAGUUCCAAUCUAGCAUCAACGAAGCUCUUCAGAACCCCGCCAUGAUCGAUAUGAUGAUUCAGCAGAAUCCCAUGUUGCGUGAUAUGGGACCCGGAGUGCGCCAGAUGAUGGAAAGUCCAGAGUUCCGUCGCAUGUUGACCGAUCCUAGCUCAAUUCGCCAGAUGAUGCAGAUGCAGCGCGCCAUGGGGAUGGGUGGUGGGCUUGGAGGCUCAGGCGAAGGCGCAUUCCCCGCCCCUGGAGUUACCAACACAACUGCCGAAGAAAACCAAGGUUCUCAGCAACAGAACACACAGGCCAACCCAUUUGGCAUGCCUCCGAAUCCAUUCGGAGGUGCUGGCGCCAACCCCUUCGGUGCACUUUUCGGUGGCAACCCCUUUGGAAACCCAGCCCAGCCGACUCCCACCCCCGGUGCAGCUCAGCCUGGGGCGCAGGGCACCGAGUCGACUGAUCGCUCUACUCCGGCCGAGGGACAAACUCCCCAGGCUCCUGCAAACCCUUUCGCGUCACUAUUCAACCCGGCCGCAUUCGGCGCUGCUGGACAACCCGGCCAGGGUGGCGCCAAUCCCUUCAAUCCUCAGCAGAACCCGUUCCUCCGUGACCCCGCCCUUUUGUCCCAGAUCAUGCAGGGCAUGGGUGGACAGGGUACAGAAGGUGGGGCUGCUGGAGCGAACCCUCUGGCAGCUCUCCUCGGUGGCGGUGGCUUUGGUGGUAUGGGAGGUGGCUUUGGAGCCUCGCAGCCCCCUGACAACCGACCUCCCGAGGAGAGGUUUGCCGACCAGCUUCGCCAGUUGAAUGACAUGGGAUUCUUCGAGUUCGAGCGCAACAUUGAAGCACUGCGUCGGUCAGGCGGUAGUGUUCAGGGGGCCGUGGAGUAUCUUCUCAGCGGCCCUUGA